Messenger RNA from Ictalurus furcatus (blue catfish), 1292 nucleotides. It is a transcript of the gene asmt, whose product is annotated as acetylserotonin O-methyltransferase. Gene Ontology annotation, biological process: methylation; melatonin biosynthetic process. Bases 1 to 1053 code for a protein of 350 amino acids. Lineage: Eukaryota; Metazoa; Chordata; Actinopteri; Siluriformes; Ictaluridae. The record is from RefSeq and is a predicted model, not a curated record. The transcript has 8 exons. Gene Ontology annotation, molecular function: acetylserotonin O-methyltransferase activity.
AUGGCUGUAGCUAAAGAAGACAUUUAUCCUAAAAAGAUUCUGGAGUACAUGGAGGGUUUCAUGAUGUCGAAGACUCUGUUCGUGGCGUGUGAGUUAGGGGUGUUCGAUCACCUACAUGCCUCAGAGCGCCCCCUGACCGCAGAGGAAGUAGCGCAAGAGUUGGGGACAAGUAAAGAUGGAACAGAGCGACUUCUUUCAGCUUGUGUUGGACUUGAGCUCCUGAUCGCACAGUCCGAUGAAACAGGGCAAGUCGUCUACAGUAACGCAGAAAUGUCCUCCAUGUUUCUGACGAAAUCGAGCCCGAGAUCUCUUUAUCACUCGAUUGAGUACAACUCCAACACUAUUUACCUGUGCUGGCGUUACCUGACUGACGCAAUCAGAGAGGGAACGAAUCAGUACGAGAAAGCUUUCGGCAUUAGCUCCAAGGAUCUGUUUAAAGCCCUGUACAGGUCUGCGGAGGAAAUGGUGAAGUUCAUGCAGCUGAUGAACUCCAUCUGGAACAUCUGUGGCCAAGAUGUGAUCACUGCCUUCAACCUUUCUCAGUUCAGGAGCAUCUGCGAUCUCGGAGGGUGCAGUGGAGCUCUGGCGAAGCAGUGUGUGUCGAUUUACCCGACAUGCAAAGUCACCAUCUUUGAUUUGCCGGAAGUCGUAAGAGUGUGUCGUGAUCACUUCCUGUCUGAGGAGAACGAGAGAAUAUUAUUACAUGAAGGAGACUUUUUUAAUGAUGAUCUUCCCGAGGCCGAUCUCUACAUCCUGGCAAGGAUUCUGCACGACUGGACAGAUGACCGAUGUAUAGAUCUGCUGAACAAAGUUUACCAAGCUUGCAGACCAGGAGGUGGUGUGUUAGUGAUCGAGUCUCUCCUAUAUGAAGAUGACACUGGCCCUCUCUCCGCUCAGCUCUACACACUCAACAUGCUGGUUCAGACAGAGGGUCGAGAGCGAAAAGCGUCUGAGUACACACACCUGCUGGACGCCGCCGGGUUCAGGGACACACACGUCCACAUGACAGGGAAACUCUACCACAGCAUCCUCGCACGCAAAAUGACAGAAUAACGUUUACCAAUACGGACAAAGAGACAGACAGAUCAUGUUUUACCAACAGUGAAAAAGUUUUGUGAUUCUUUUACGAACCUUAAAAUCAGCUUUAACUGUUCUAUUCCUCAUCCUUUUCUUUCAUUUUAAACACAAGUAACAUUUAUUUUACUUUCUUUUACAACCUAUGUGCAUGUUUUAGAUUAAUUACUGGAUACAUUAAUAUAUUUUUUUUCACAAUGUAUUUUUUUUUAUUCCAC